Molecule: messenger RNA, 1806 nt
Organism: Pelecanus crispus (Dalmatian pelican)
Lineage: Eukaryota; Metazoa; Chordata; Aves; Pelecaniformes; Pelecanidae
Source: RefSeq, a predicted model, not a curated record
UACAGGUAUAAAGAAGGCUAUCGCAAGCAGCUUGGCCACCACAUAGGUGCCCGCAACAUAGAGGAUGAUCCGAAGAUGAUGUGGUCGAUGCACGUAGCCAAGAUCCAGAGUGACAGGGAGUACAAGAAAGCCUUUGAGAAGACAAAGACACACUUCAGUAGCCCGGUGGACAUGCUGGGCAUCGUGUUGGCCAAGAAAUGUCAGGAGUUGGUCAGCGACAUUGAUUACCGCCACUAUCUGCAUCAGUGGAUCUGUCUGCCAGACCAGAAUGAUGUUAUCCAUGCUAAGAAGGCCUAUGAUCUACAGAGUGAUAACUGCUACAAAUCUGACCUUGAAUGGUUGCGGGGCAUCGGUUGGGUCCCAAUUGGUUCCUUGGCCGUUGAAAAAGCCAAAAAGGCGGGGGAGAUCUUGAGUGAUAAAAUAUACCGUCAGCCUCCAGACACAAUCAAGUUUACUAGCGUCACUGAUUCUCUAGAGAUGGUCUUAGCCAAGCAGAAUGCGGAGACCAUGAAUAAGCGUUUAUAUACUGAGGCCUGGGAUAAAGACAAGACGCAAAUCCACAUAAUGCCUGACACACCUGAAAUCACACUGGCAAAACAGAACAUGCAGAACUACAGUAUGAAACUCUACAAACAAGCCAUGGAAGACGCAAAAAAGAAAGGCUAUGAUUUGAGAAGUGAUGCUAUCCCCAUUCAAGCUGCCAAAGCAUCCAGGCAAAUUGCCAGUGAUUACAAAUACAAAGAAGGCUAUCGCAAGCAGCUUGGCCACCACAUAGGUGCCCGCAACAUAGAGGAUGAUCCGAAGAUGAUGUGGUCGAUGCACGUAGCCAAGAUCCAGAGUGACAGGGAGUACAAGAAAGCCUUUGAGAAGACAAAGACACACUUCAGUAGCCCGGUGGACAUGCUGGGCAUCGUGUUGGCCAAGAAAUGUCAGGAGUUGGUCAGCGACAUUGAUUACCGCCACUAUCUGCAUCAGUGGAUCUGUCUGCCAGACCAGAAUGAUGUUAUCCAUGCUAAGAAGGCCUAUGAUCUACAGAGUGAUGCUGUUUACAAAUCAGACCUGGAAUGGCUAAGAGGUAUUGGAUGGGUUCCUAUUGGUUCCGUGGAAGUUGAGAAAGCCAAGAAAGCCGGAGAAAUCCUGAGUGAAAGGAAGUAUCGUCAACCAGCAGACCAAAUUAAAUUUACUAGUGUGACAGAUUCUUUGGCCAUGGUCUUAGCCAAGCAAAAUGCUGAGAUAAUGAACAAGCGUUUAUACACAGAAGCCUGGGAUGCAGACAAAACAUCAAUUCACAUCAUGCCUGACACACCGACAAUUUUGUUAGCGAAGGCCAAUGCAGCUAAUGUCAGCCAGAAACUUUAUACACAAGCCUGGGAAGAGGCCAAACAGAAGGGCUAUGACAUGAGAGCUGAUGCAAUUCCAAUCCGAAGUGCAAAGGCAUCAAGAGAUAUUGCGAGUGAUUACAAAUACAAAGAAACGCACGAGAAGCAGAAAGGGCACUACAUUGGGUGCCGAACUGCCCAGGAGGAUCCCAAACUAUCGUGGGCUGCGCGUGCCAUGCUGCUGCAGAACGACCGAAUUUACAGGAAGGCGUACCACGAUUCGAAGGCGCAGAUCCACAUACCAGUCGAUGCGAUGUCAGUGCAGGCAGCCAAGGAGUGCCAGACCCUGGUCAGUGAUGUGGACUACCGGCACCGCUUUCACCACUGGACCUGUCUGCCUGACCAGAAUGACGUGAUCCAUGCAAAGAAGGCCUACGACCUACAGAGUGAUGUGAGUGAGAGUAACUGUAGAAAAGCUUUGUGGCAG